This is a messenger RNA of Hevea brasiliensis (rubber tree), 1221 nucleotides long. RefSeq names its product alpha carbonic anhydrase 7. The coding region runs from base 122 to 964 and encodes 280 amino acids. The transcript is spliced from 7 exons. Gene Ontology annotation, molecular function: carbonate dehydratase activity; zinc ion binding. The record is from RefSeq and is a predicted model, not a curated record. NCBI's taxonomy places the organism in Eukaryota, Viridiplantae, Streptophyta, Magnoliopsida, Malpighiales, Euphorbiaceae.
UUCUCUGCAUACACGCCUUACGUUAUUAUUAUAUAUACACAUCUCAGGCCAAAACGUCUCCAACAAAAAUAUUUUCCAAUCUUCCUGCUGGUUCUAAAUCUCUCUCUUUUUUUAUCAAAACAUGAAGCAACAGCGAUCAUACCUGUUCUUUUCUGCUAGUCUAAUCUUUGUCCUCCUUUUUUCAUAUCUAGCAUCACUUGCAGCUGAAGAUCAUCAAGUUGAGGUGGAGGAUGAGAGAGAGUUCGAUUAUGCUCCAGGAAGUAAGAAAGGACCAGAACACUGGGGAGAGCUUAAAAAAGACUGGGCUUCUUGCAAGUCUGGAAAUUUGCAAUCUCCCAUUGAUAUGUCUAAUCGAAGAGUUAAGGUUAUCAGAAAUUCUGGAGGACUCAAGAGGAAUUACAAGCCUUCUUAUUCUAUACUCAAGAAUCGAGGCCAUGAUAUUUCACUGCAGUGGGGGGAACACAAGGCUGGAUCAAUAGAGAUAAAUGGGAACGAGUAUUUUCUCCAACAAUGCCAUUGGCACUCUCCUUCUGAGCACUCCAUCAAUGGCAGGAGGUAUGAUAUGGAACUUCACAUGGUUCAUAUAAACACAGACCCCAAUGGGAAAUACAACAUUACUGUCGUUGGUCAACUAUACAAGAUUGGUCCACCCGAUGCUUUCCUCUCCAAGUUGCUGAGAGAUAUUAAGGACAUGAAUGAUCGCAAACAAGAGAGACACAUGGGAGUGGUCGAUCCAAGCGAGAUAAAGUUGGAUGUCAAGCAAUAUUACAGAUAUUUGGGUUCCCUCACUGUUCCUCCUUGCACUGAAGGUGUUAUUUGGACCAUAAGCAAGAAGAUAAGGACUGUUUCAGAAGGCCAAGUUAAAGCUCUCAGAGAUGCCGUCCAUGAUUAUGCAGCAAGAAAUGCAAGACCAGUUCAACCACUCAAUAAACGAGAGAUCAAGCUCUAUGGAGCAGAGGAUUAAUCAUCAGCAAUAUGCAAUCAUUCAAUUUUAUUUUUUUUUUAUGAUGGUUUUCUGUGUAUACAUCUCUUCAAUUAAAAAUAAACACAUUAUUUAAAAUCAUCAUGCAUCCUAUUUAAAAAUAGGACAAAUUUUAUUAUUAAUUUUUUAUUAAUUAUAUGUAUAAAUUAAAUCAUACACUCGGUAGGUAGCAGGUAAGAAUUUUUCAUACUGAUGAAUAAUUUGGUAGGAUUGAAGAAUAAAAACUCCAGUUCCUCUUC